UUUCUCAGCCACACCGUGCAGCGGGUGAGUGCGUGGCGUGGAUGGACUGGUGAAACUGAUCGAAAUUCACUGAAGUCAGCCCAUUUGAGCCUCACGAAACGCCGCCAACAUGCCGGCGUACUUCCAAAGGCCAGAGAAUGCUCUGAAGCGGGCGAACGAGUUCCUUGAGGUCGGCAAGAAGCAGCCGGCUCUGGAUGUGUUGUACGAUGUCAUCAAGAGCAAGAAGCAUCGAACAUGGCAGAAGAUCCACGAGCCCAUCAUGCUCAAGUACCUGGACCUCUGCGUGGAUCUUCGCAAGAGCCACCUGGCCAAGGAGGGUCUCUACCAGUACAAGAACAUCUGCCAGCAGGUGAAUAUCAAGUCUCUGGAGGAUGUGGUUAGAGCUUACCUGAAGCUGGCGGAGGAGAAGACUGAGACCGCCAAGGGGGAGUCUCAGCAGAUGGUCCUGGACAUCGAGGAUCUGGAUAACAUCCAGACUCCUGAGAGCGUUCUGCUGAGUGCUGUGAGUGGAGAGGACACUCAGGACCGUACCGACCGCCUGCUCCUCACCCCCUGGGUGAAGUUCCUGUGGGAGUCCUACCGCCAGUGCCUGGACCUGCUGCGGAACAACUCCAAGGUGGAGCGCCUGUACCAUGACAUCGCCCAGCAAGCGUUCAAGUUCUGCCUCCAGUACACCCGCAAGGCAGAAUUUCGCAAGUUGUGCGACAACCUGCGCAUGCACCUGGGUCAGAUCCAGCGGCACCACAACCAGAGCACGGCCAUCAACCUGAACAACCCGGAGAGCCAGUCCAUGCACCUGGAGACCCGCCUGGUGCAGCUGGACAGCGCCAUCAGCAUGGAGCUCUGGCAGGAAGCCUUCAAGGCUGUUGAAGACAUCCACGGCCUGUUCGCUCUCUCCAAGAAGCCUCCCAAACCGCAGCUGAUGGCCAACUACUACAACAAGGUGUCUACCGUGUUCUGGAAGUCUGGAAAUGCUCUCUUCCACGCCUGCACCCUCCACCGGCUCUACCACCUCUCAAGGGAGAUGCGUAAGAAUCUGACCCACGAUGAGAUGCAGAGGAUGUCCACCAGAGUCCUCCUGGCCACGCUGUCCAUCCCCAUCACCCCCGAGCGCACCGACAUCGCCCGGCUGCUGGACAUGGACGGCAUCAUUGUGGAGAAGCACCGCCGGCUGGCCACCCUGCUGGGCCUGCAGUCCCCCCCCACCCGGCAGAGUCUCAUCAACGACAUGGUGAGAUUUAACUUGCUGCAGUACGUUGUUCCUGACAUCAAAGAACUUUACAACUGGCUGGAAGUCGACUUUCACCCCCUGAAGCUCAGCGGAAGAGUGACCAAGGUGCUGAACUGGGUGAAGGACCAGGCUGAGAAGGAAUCCGACCUGCAGCAGUAUGUCCCUCACCUGCAGAGUAACACCAUCCUGAGGCUCCUGCAGCAGGUGGCGCAGAUCUACCAGAGCAUCGAGUUCACCCGGCUGGCCUCCCUCGUUCCCUUCGUGGACGCCUUCCAGCUGGAGCGCUCCAUCGUGGACGCGGCGCGACACUGUGACCUGCAGGUCCGUAUCGACCACACCUCUCGGACGCUGAGCUUCGGCUCUGACCUGAACUACUCCACCAAAGAGGACGCCCCCGUCGGGCCCUUCCUGCAGAACAUGCCCUCGGAGCAGAUACGCAACCAGCUGACGGCCAUGUCGUCCUCUCUGGCCAAAGCCAUCCAGGUCAUCAAGCCGGCCUCCAUCCUGCAAGAGCGCGAGGAGCAGAACCAGCUGGCCAUCGCCGCCUACCUGAAGAACGCCCGCAAGGACCACCAGCGCAUCCUGGCCCGCCGGCAGACCAUCGAGGAGCGCAAGGAGCGCCUGGAGAGCCUGAACAUCCAGCGCGAGAAGGAGGAGCUGGAGCAGCGGGAGGCCGAGCAGCAGAAGGUCCGCAAAGCCGAGGAGGAGCGUCUGCGCCAGGAGGCCAAAGAGCGGGAGAAGGAGCGCAUCAUGCAGGAGCACGAGCUGAUCAAGAAGAAGACGGUCCGCGAGCGGCUGGAGCAGAUCAAGAAGACGGAGCUGGGAGCCAAGGCCUUCAAGGACAUCGACAUCGAGCACCUGGAGGAGCUGGAUCCCGACUUCAUCAUGGCCAAGCAGGUGGAGCAGCUGGAGAAGGAGAAGAAGGAGCUCCAGGAGCGUCUGAAGAACCAGGAGAAGAAGAUCGACUUCUUUGAGAGGGCCAAGCGUCUGGAGGAGAUCCCUCUCAUCAAGAAGGCGUACGAGGAGCAGCGCAUCAAGGACAUGGAGCUGUGGGAGCUGCAGGAGGAGGACAGGAUCAGCAACAUGCAAGUAGAGCGGGAGAAGGCCCUGGAGCACAAGAAGCGCAUGUCCAGGAUGAUGGAGGACAAAGAAAGCUUCCUGUCCAAGAUCACCGCCGCGCGCAGCUGCAUCUACGAGGAAAAAUUGAAUACGUUCGAGGAGCGCAUGGUGGAGGAGAGGAAGAAGCGCCUGGAGGAGAGGAAGAAGCAGCGCAAAGAGGACCGGAGGAACAACUUCUACCGCCAGAAAGAGGAGGACGCCCAGCGCAUCCACGAGGAGUCGCUCAAGAAAGAGCGUGAGGAUCGGGAACGCGUGGAAAACGAGCAGCGAGAGGAGGAGGACCGCGAGUACCAGGAGCGUCUGCGUAAGCUGGAGGAGCAGGAGAGGAAGCAGCGCGCUCGCCAGCAGGAGAUCGAGGAGCGAGAGCGCCGCCGCGACGAUGAGAAGAGAGCGCCCCCUGAGGAGAAAACCAAGGAUUGGGCCGAUAAGGAGACCGAGAAGGAGGGCGAGAAAGAGGAAGGAGGAUGGAGGAAGCGUACGGACGGCGACUCAGAGCGGCGUCGCCCGGUGCCUGACCGGGAGUGGAGACAAGACGGCCGGGAGGAGGACAAAGAGGGCUCCGCCCGGCGAGAGGGCCUCAGCCGGGGCGGAGACGACCGCGGACCCCGCCGAGGCUUCGACGAGGACCGCGGCCCGCGCCGAGGGAUGGACGAGGACCGCGGCCCGCGCCGAGGUUUCGACGAGGACCGCGGCUUCAGGCGCGGCUUCGACGACGACAGGGCUCCCCGGAGAGGCACGGACGACUCCAGGGGCUCCCGGCGCGGGGGGGCCGACGACGACUCCUGGGGUCCCAGGAGAGGAGCCGACGAGGAGAGGGGCGGGAGGAGGGACGACGGGCCACGGCGAGACGUCGACGACGAGAAGGCCUGGAAGCCCGUGAGCCGCCCCGCUGUCGGAGGGUGGCGUGAGCGAGAGAAGGCCCGUGAGGACAGCUGGGGUCCUCCCCGUGACGACGCCCCCGAGGAGAAGGAGGAGGUGAAGGUGGAGGAGAAGACCAGCGACAGCCUGAAAGACCGCCGCCCAGUCAGAGAGGAGAACACCUGGAGGAGAGCCGAGGAGGGAGGGAGCUGCUGGAGAGACUCUCGCAAAGAGGACGCCGACCGCGAUGAAGGUCGCAGCGAGCGCCGGGAGGCGGAGCCACGUCGAGAGAUAGAGCUGCGCCGGGAGGCGGAGCCACGUCGAGAGAUAGAGCUGCGCCGGGAGGCGGAGCCACGUCGAGAGAUAGAGCUGCGCCGGGAGGCGGAGCCACGCCGAGAGAUAGAGCUGCGCCGAGAGCCGGAGCCACGCAAGGAGGCGGAGCCACGCAAGGAGCCCGAGGUGCGAAGGGAGGCGGAGCCACGCAAGGAGGCGGAGCCACGCCGGGAGGACCGUGAAGUCAGAGCGGCGCCCAGAGAGCAAGAGGAUGGAGGUUCUUGGCGUCGUGGCGGCGAGGAGAAGGAGGAGCCACCGCGAGACCGCGAGAACGAGGCCGACGAAGACAACGCCCGUCGCAUCAAGAACGAGACGGACGACGACGGCUGGACCACCGUGCGGCGCUGAGCAGCCACUCGGCCUCGUGGUGGUGACCUCCUCGUGGUGAUGACCUCGUGGGGAUGACCUCGUGGUGACCUCCUCGUGGUGAUGACUUCGUGGGGACCUCCCCGUGGUGACCUCCUCGUGAUGGUGACCUCCUCGCUGACCUCCUCGCUGUGGACUCUUCCUGUGACAUCUUGUAGACUUUGUAGCUUUGGGUUGUUUUCCAUUAAUCUUUUAUUUGAUUUCAGCUGAUUUGAACCAUGUGCAGUGACUCAUGCAAACUAUCAAUGUACACAUGACUGCGCCCAGUGGUUAGGAGUGGUAUUACCUUCCAUUUAACAAUUUAAAAAAAGUAAAUUAAAUCAACUGAACCAAUGUACCUGCUCCAUCUUUCACUGCAUCACCAAUGGCCUCUUUUUAGAUAUUUAACAUGCUGGUGUAUUAUGCCAUAGAGCCUCAACUCAUAAUAAUAAUAAUAACCAGGGUGUUCAGCGAUCUCUCUUCAGCUCAUGUUCCAGAUGCUUCGAACCGUAACUGGUGACAUUUACAUUUUGAUGUGCAUGCUUACAAUAUUCCAUUGGUCUGAUAUCUUGUGGUUCUAUCUUGCUGCAAUUAAUGGUUUCCACCCAGGUUGCAUGUGUCCAGAUAAGAGCUUUAUUAAUAAAGAUGUUUGUCCACCACC
Molecule: messenger RNA, 4547 nt
Organism: Pseudoliparis swirei
Lineage: Eukaryota; Metazoa; Chordata; Actinopteri; Perciformes; Liparidae
Gene: eif3s10
Product: eukaryotic translation initiation factor 3, subunit 10 (theta)
Exons: 22
Coding region: 110-3889 (1259 amino acids)
Biological process (GO): formation of cytoplasmic translation initiation complex; translation reinitiation
Cellular component (GO): multi-eIF complex; eukaryotic translation initiation factor 3 complex, eIF3m; eukaryotic translation initiation factor 3 complex, eIF3e
Molecular function (GO): translation initiation factor activity; mRNA binding
Source: RefSeq, a predicted model, not a curated record